Fusarium redolens is the source of this 843-nucleotide messenger RNA. RefSeq lists its product as uncharacterized. Bases 1 to 843 code for a protein of 280 amino acids. The transcript has 5 exons. NCBI's taxonomy places the organism in Eukaryota, Fungi, Ascomycota, Sordariomycetes, Hypocreales, Nectriaceae. Gene Ontology annotation, molecular function: catalytic activity. The record is from RefSeq and is a predicted model, not a curated record.
AUGUCAACCCAACGCCUUGUUCGCUUCGUCUCGAAAGAUGACGGCAAGACUUACUACGGUGCUGCAGACGAGGCCCUCCAAUUUGCUAAUCCUCUGGAGACGGGAAGCCCAUUCUCACCUACGACUCAAACUAUCGACAAACAGCACGGUAUUCAAAGGCUCUUAUGUCCCGUUGACAUCAACCAUGCUCGCUCUGUUGUUUGCAUCGGGUUGAACUACACGGAUCAUGCUGAAGAGGCCAAAAUGCCCAUUCCAAAGGUCCCCGUCGUUUUCUUCAAGCCAGUGACGGCACUUACGGGCCCACACGACGAUCUUGUCCUCCCCCGAGCCUCUUGGGAGAAGGGAAGACUAGAUUACGAAUCAGAACUGGUAAUCGUGAUUGGCAAGAGGGCCGCUCGCGUCUCCGAGGACGAUGCAUUGGACUACGUCUUUGGUUAUACAGUCGGCAACGAUGUUUCAAAUAGGGCAUGGCAGCUUGAAACUCACUUGGGCGGAGGCCAAUGGUGCUACUCGAAAUGCUUCGACUCUACCGCGCCUAUCGGGCCAGCCAUCGUGUCAAAAGAUAUCCUCGGGUCUGCAGUCGGCCUUGGAAUUAGGGGUACCUUCAACGAUACCCAAGUGCAAGACGGUAGCACCAACAACAUGAUCUUCUCAGUAGCUGAGAUUGUGUCUUUCUUAAGUCAGGGUAUGACUCUGCUCCCUGGAACACUUAUCUUCACUGGAACUCCUGCUGGUGUUGGUUUUGGCAGGAAACCUCAGAUUAGUAUGAAGGAAGGCGAUAUUACCAAGGUUGAGAUAGAUGGCAUUGGUGCUAUCUCUAACAAAGUUGUAUAUGAACAGUAA